Molecule: messenger RNA, 300 nt
Organism: Paramecium primaurelia
Lineage: Eukaryota; Ciliophora; Oligohymenophorea; Peniculida; Parameciidae
Source: the annotation of a GenBank genome assembly
AUGAGCUACUAAAAUUAUGGUUAGUGCAUUUAUCAAUUAAGUAUAUAUGUCUUUGUUAGAAUCUAAAAUGGAUACAUACAUAUGACUAAAUUAAAUAAAAGUAAAUCAAUUUAUAAGCUUAUUCUAAAGUAAAUACUCAUGGAUAAUUUUGUUCAAUAAUUAAUUUCACAGAUUCAUCAAAUUUUAUUGCAAAAAAGUAAUUGGAAAUUUUUUAAUAAAUAGAAUAUUAUUUUUUAUAAUAUAUGGUCAAUCCAAAAGUUUGGACCUUUGCAAAUGACUAUUGAGUUUAUGAUUGAUUGA